UAUGACUCGAAUUCCUGCAAAACAGGUCAAGUUUGUUGUAUCAAUGAAUGUGUUUUCGGCUCUGACUGCCUCGGUCAUUAUUGUUCCACCGAUUCCGAUUGUGGUUUGCUAUUUUGUUGUUCGAGUCGAUGCCGCAGAUCUCACUGUAGUUACUCAUGUUCUACUGACUCAGAUUGUGAAUUCUCAGACAUUUGUUGUUAUGGACCAUGCUCGCUCGAUUCAGCCUGCAGUGAUAAUGAUGGUUAUGAUUAUACGGCCGUAACUAUCGGUUCCGUGUGUGCAGGCUUACUCAUCUUCGCUUGUUUGGUCUCCAUAUGCUUUUACUACGCUUGCCGAAGACACCGAACUCAAUAUAGAAGGAUGGUUGUAGGGCAGAGAGUUUCAAACACGACCGUUAGGACUACAACAAGAACUGUACCGGUGCCUAACCCACCCGACGUAGGGCAGAUACCUCCACCCUACCAUCAAGGCUACCAAUACUAUCCCCCACCUCAGUAUGAACAACAUCAGACGGCCAUGCCUCCACCAUUAUAUAACCCUGGGACAACAGUAGAAAAUGAACAACCUCCCCCUUACAGUGCAGCAACACAGGAUAGAUCAGGAGGGUAUACCCAUUUUUAAACUGGACUGUUUGGUGUUGGGUCUGUCAAAGUUUGGAACUAAUGAUGUCCUUGUCACACAUUAUUUUUCAUCUCAUGACUUGAAUAUUUUGUAUAAUUUCUAAUGCCUAGCGACAAACAGAGGCACAAGUCAUGAAAUUCAUAAAGAUCCUGACCAUUUCUUGACUUCAGUGGUUGUUAAUACUGCUACAUAAAUGAUCAUGAGAUGUUUCAAAGACAACUGAGAUAAAAAAAAGUAAUAAAUUCUUAUUUUAUGUUCGUUCUAAGUUAUUGACAAUUAUUGCAUUGAUUUCAGCUUUCAUAGAUAUGAAUAUCUGUGCAAAACACCCUCCUUAAUCGAUCUCAUAAAUGGUAAUGAGGGGGAUACCAGCUUUAAUCCCCAAUAUGGAAACAUAAUAAUAUUGGUCACCAAAAUCACAAAAGGGGGAAGAGGAAAUCUUGUCAGAGUGACUUUGUUGUCCUUGUGAAAGUUCACGCAAGCUUUAUCAGCAGAGUAAUUGCUACAUUUUUUUGUCUCAUUUGACUUUGGUUAUCAAGGCGCACAUACUAAUAUUAAUAAAUAUGAUAAUAAAACAAUAAUAAAUAAUAAUCAGAUUUAAUAAUAAGAUUUAGCCAAGCGUAAAUGCAAAGCGUAUGUUUAUGUAUUUUAAUUUACUCAAGCUGUUUCCCUAACGAAAGAAACUAACAUAGAUUUUCAACGAAAUUUAGUAAACUGAUGUAACAAGUCAGCAAGAAGAUGAUAAAAGUGUGUGAAAGUAGGGUCACUAACUGCUUGUUAAUGCUGAUGAAUACUUUUACUUAGGGGUCUUUGGCAAUAACUGUGGAGAGCCCAAAACUAGACAAAUGGGCAUGACUUCUUGCUUGAUACAAGUGAUAUUGCACAGAAAUUGGCUUUAUUCUGUUGCUGUCCACGUAGCUGUUAUUAAGAGGCAGGCCCCCAGCUACUUUCAUAGGAAAAGAGAAGAAAAGUUGAAGCAAGAGAAAUCCCUAGCUGUUUGAUUCCCUGCAUACUUGUUGUAUUUACCCGGCAACCUGAAAUCUUAGUGGCAGCCCUGUGUCCACCUACAAACCAAAAAAUGCAUUUGAAUAACUUCUGAAUGCUACAAAAAGUGAAGUCUCAGGUUUUGAUGUGUGCCAUUCGGUUCAUUUUAGCUCUAUCUGGCUUUGCAAUGUAUUCAAUAAAAUGGUUAAAAAAAAACCUGAACAUAGAUUUUGCCAAUUUGGUUUUCAUUGAAAGGAGGCACUAGUCAUGAAAUUAUAAUUUAGAAAAUGGGGGUCACCAUACUCUUGUUUUGAAGUAGAGAAACCUGUGGACAUGCUCUCCCCUGGGGUAAGGAGGAUAGAAAUCACAAGGAGAUGGCAAGGAACAAGACAGAGGAAGGAAAGUGGUAGAAUGGGCUGACCCUUUCCACUCCCUUGCUGUUUUGUUUCCUGUUUUUGCAAUUUCCCCCAGCAAGAGGCCUGUAGCCUGUGAGACGUCCCUCCUUCCUCAGAAAAAAAUCGGGAGAAGAGACUUUUUCUCCCAAUUUUUUUCUGAGGGAGGGGGGGCAUCUGUACACAGGCUAGAGGCCUGCAGUGGCUGGUUUCCUUCAUCUGGGAGAAAAACCCACGCACAAGGCCUGAAACACAGUCAGCACACAGAUAAACACAAGAAGGAACGCUUAGAAGGGAAAUUUAAUGCACAUUUUGCUCAUUUAAAGAGCAAAAGAGAAUUCUCAUACAAUAAAUUGCUUUACUUGGAUGCCGAGUAGGUAAUCUCACAGUGAGCUUGAGUCCCGGGGGGGGAACUCCCAUACAUUACCUAUACCGGUAUGUGCCACCCAACAGGGUCGUGGUUUUGAAGCUCCUGAUUUGGAAUGGGGUAUCCAUUUCAGAGGUGUUUUGUAGAGAAAGGGGUAUAACAUUUCGAACGCACAAGAGCUCCAGUACUCCGGAUGAUUAUGAAGAAGCAUUUAUUUGAUGUAUAAGUCGAACAAAUAAAGAAAUAUCUUUUUAAAAAAAACAGGGCCAUUUCAAUUUACAAACUUUCUAGAACGGAGUAUAAAAAAUUGGCCCAUUUCUAGAACGGGGUAUCAGUUUUAGGGCGAAUUCUAGAACGGGGUAUCAAUUUAAUUUGUUGGGGAGAAACAGUUUUUUUAGAACCGGGGGGGGGUGCCAAUUUGGAGUCCCGGCAAAUUGGCACCCCGUUCUAAAAACCCUAAAAAUACCCCGUUCUAGAAUUCGCCCCCUGGGGCUCGAAAUGGGCCAAUUUUUAUACCCGGAGUAAAAAACUGUGGCUCACCCAACAAAUUAAAUGUGUCCAGACCCAGGAAACACAAAAACCCGAUGUAAAUAGAAUUAUGGCUGCUCGAAGGCUUAAGUUAAGAUAAGAUACGAGGAAGAAAUUGCCCAAAAAGUAGGGAGGAGAUAGUGAGACAUAGGUUGAAAAAGUAUGGAAGAGGGAGGUUUACUUUCCUGUCCCUCCCCAACCAGGUCAGGAUUUUAGUCAUGACGUCAUUGUUAGCGUUAUUCGUGGAAGCCAUAUUGGACAACAUUCAAGGAAGUCGAUCCAGGAAAAGCCAUGGCUGUUUUUACAUUCCGAGCUUUGCUGAUUGUACUUUUAACUGUUAGUUCUUCUUUUUUUGCUGUGAGUUAUGGGUGGUGUUCUCGGUAUGACUCAAGUUCCUGCAGUCCAUAUGAAGAGUGUUGCAAUCAUUUUUGUAUUUCUGGUUCAAGCUGCAUCGGUCAAGUUUGUUCCGUUGAUUCCGAUUGCGCUGUCACUGAGAGUUGCUGUAGCGGUCGAUGCAGAUCUGACUGUUUGGGUUAUUCAUGUUCUAGUGACACAGAUUGUGGACUAUAUGAGUACUGUUGUGACGGAAAAUGCUCGUACGAUUCAGUCUGUUAUGAUCCUACAGCCGUUAUCAUCGGGUCAGUGUGUGGCGUUCUCAUCUUCGCUUGUUUGCUCUCCAUGUGCUUUUACUACGCUUGCAGAAGGCGUCGAGUUCACCAUGGAAGAGUGAUUGUAGGACAGAGAGUUACAACAGCGACCGUGAGGACAACAACAACUACACCGCAGCCUUACCCACCCUAUGUGGGGCAGAUACCUCCACCCUACCAACAAGGCUACCAAUUCAACCCCCCACCUCAGUAUGAACAACAUCAGACGGCCAUUCCUCCACCAUACAACCCUGGGACAACUGCAACAAAUGAUCAACCUCCGCCUUAUAGUGCAGCAACACAGGGUAGAUCAGGAGGGGUUUACGCUCCUAAACCGUCAUAUGGUGCAAUACAAACGCCUUCAGCUCCCCCGCCUGUCUAG
Porites lobata is the source of this 3918-nucleotide messenger RNA. The record is from the annotation of a GenBank genome assembly. NCBI's taxonomy places the organism in Eukaryota, Metazoa, Cnidaria, Anthozoa, Scleractinia, Poritidae.